Molecule: messenger RNA, 1404 nt
Organism: Jatropha curcas
Lineage: Eukaryota; Viridiplantae; Streptophyta; Magnoliopsida; Malpighiales; Euphorbiaceae
Product: putative F-box/LRR-repeat/kelch-repeat protein At1g11620
Molecular function (GO): protein binding
Source: RefSeq, a predicted model, not a curated record
AAACCAAAUUGGAUAAGGAAUUGCAGGACAAGCCAUUAAAAGCCUCGAACCCCUCUAACUCAAGGUUUUUGUCGAGAUGUCUCGAAUUGAAAACAAAAGACGCAAACUUCGACCUGUGAUGAAAUUAGCUAGCGACAUUAUUUGGGAAAUUCUUAGGCGUUUACCUGCCGCGGAUCUCGUUCGAUUCAAAUCCGUGAGCAAGGCAUGGUAUUCCAUUAUCACUCAUCCACAAUUUCUGAGAGACCAUCUAAACUAUGUUUCCACCGCAGAGAAUGAAUUCAGGAUCCUCGUUACGCACCAAAACAGAUUUCAUUCCAUCUUCUAUCACGAAGAGGAUAACGCCCAGAAAAAAGUUCCUGUCUUGCCUCCUCAGAUGGUGAUUCCUGAAUUUACUUUUGUUCAUGGUUCUUGUGAUGGUCUGUUGUUGUUUCUAGCCCAACGCCGGAGAUCCCUCGAGGAAAAUCGUAUCGUCAUAUGUAAUCCUUGUACUAAAAAGCUCAUUAAAAUGCCUAUAACUCGCCCUGUUCUACAUUUUCCUGAUUGCUAUGGGCCACGAGAAGAUCUAUUUGGUCUUGGCUAUGAUCCUCACACCGAUGACUACAAAGUUCUCAGAUUCCCUUCUGCCUUGAAGGCGAGGGAGAAUAUGACUUUUGAUAAAAAGAAUGGAUUCAACUGUUUGGUUGAAGCCUACUCUUUGAAGACCAAAUCCUGGAAGAUCAUCCAAGAUGGAGGCUUUAUGUACCUCAUUAAGCGCUUGGCGCCUGCUACAGUCAACCGACGUCCCCACUGGAUAGCCACCCAUAUUACUAAUCCUGAUUCAUCGCAAUGUGUGAUUUUCUAUUUUGAUGCAGGAAAGGAUAAUUUUGGGGAUAUGAUGCUGCCUCCGUCUGUUCAAGAGAAUGUGAGUGUUCACAAUUAUAGAGGAUUUCUUGGUUUGGCCGAGUUUUCCAUUCAGGGAGAGUUCAUCUUGUGGUCUAUGAAAGAAUAUGGAAAACCUGAUUCUUGGGUCAAACUCUUGACUAUCCCUAAUGUACCUGCACCCAAGCGUUGUAUUUGGCAUCGCGCGCCGGCGCCAGUGUUCAUUACCGAGACCGGAAAAGUGCUAUUUAGGACCGCAGAAGGACAACUAGGCGUGUAUGAUGGAAAAGAUGGUAAAUUCAUCGAACCUUUAAUUCAAGGCCAUAGUGGCGGCUUUCUACGUGGCACUCCCUACGUUGAGAGCCUCGUUUCACCAAGUGGUGGCAAUUUGAAAUGGUAAUCACUCGACAGACAGACACCUUAUUACCUGCAUUCCAACAUCAAGAAUGAGAUUCAAUUCGAAUGGCAAUGGGAUUUGCAUAUUGUGCUUUUUGUUACUGAGAACAUGUAUUGUUGCCUUUUAUUUAUAUUUUAGGAUUCUCUCUA